GGUGCUUCUGCUUCUUUGUUUCGAGCUUUCAUUACAAGUGAGUGUCAUUCCUUUAUCACCCAUGAUUUUAAAGAAAGGGUUUUCUCCAUUUUACAAUUCUUUGAUUGUUAUCAUCUCUCCAAACACAGGACUCCAUUGCAAAGAUGAGUAUCCAAUACCAUGCUUCGACUGGUACAAACAUGGAGAUUGAAGAAAGUAAAAUUGGCUAUAAGCAGUUUCUCGGGGUUGGCACCAGCCGCCGCUAUUCAGAGUUUGUGUUGAGGAACAGUUCCUACAGGGUUGCCACAGUUUGCCUCGGGCUCCUCUGUGUUCUCAUGCUGGCCGGUAUCAUAGGUCAGAGCAUCCACUAUCAAAAAGUCGAAAAAGAAAACCAAGACAAUGUAAAAGUCAUCGACAAAGAGAAAGAGUACUUGAAGGACAGCCUGAAGUCAGUGCAAAAAGAGAAAGAGGAUAUUGAAGCCAAACAUAUUCAGUUACAGAGAGAUAACAAUGUUUUAUCUCAAAAGAGAGACCAAAUACAGACAAACAACAAUUUGCUGAGCGAAGAAACAAACAAACUAAAGCUCAGCCAAAGCCAGUUAGAGACCAAUAACAAGGCUUUGAACAAAAACAUUGAACAGCUGAGAGCCAGUAAAAGCCGAUUGGAUACCAAUUACAAUGUCUUGUCUGCAGCCAAAGAGCUGUUACAAAUACAAUAUGACACAGUGGUCAAACGUAAAGAUGAGUUACAGGGCAGUCAUGACUCAGUGACCAGGGAAAGGGAUAAUUUACAUAACAAAUUCAAUAAUGUCACCAGAUCUAAAGAGAAACUGCAGAUGAGUUACAAUGACUUGAUUAAAGACAUAGAACAUUUACAGGAGAGAUACAACGCAUCUACUGGUGAAAAGGACACACUAGCAAACACUCACCAAAACCUAACGACAGAAAUAAAAACUCUUCAGGAAAAUUUCAACUCUCUUAAAAAAGCAGCAGACAUAUUGCGGGCUAAUUACGCGUCGUUGGUUCAGGAAAAAAAAGAGCUUGAAAGCAGCUUAAAUAAUGUGACUGCAGAGGGAGCACGGCUGAUGGUGAAUAUCAGCAACCUGACUGCCGAGAGAGAUACUCUCAAGGGCCUAGUUGACAAAAUGAACAAGACAAUGCAAGAUAGGAAGUGUGUCAAUGGCUGGCAGAAGUUCGAGAACAGCUGCUAUUACACCUCUAAUGGCAAGAAAACCUGGCAGAAAAGCAGAGAAUACUGUCAAGACAAAGGAGCAGACCUGGCAAUCAUCACAAGCCAAAAUGAAAUGAACUUCAUCAAUGGCUUGUUUGGAAAUGACAGAGAAGUCUGGAUUGGAUUGGCUGAUGAAGGAGUAGAGGGCGUGUGGAAAUGGGUGGACGGUACACCACUGACCUUAGCGUUCUGGGGUGCAGGCCAGCCUAACAGCCAUAAAGGGACGGACCAGGACUGUGUGGAGUUCUGGCACCGUGCGCCAGGGAAAGGCGAAUGGAAUGACGAGAACUGUAGUUUAGAACAAAACUGGAUCUGUGAAACAUAGUGCUUUUCCUGUAUGGGCAGUGCCUUGGUUACUGUUGGCUACGUGCCUGACAGUAAUAACUAUAAUCUUGAUAAUCACUGUGUUUAAUAUAGAGAGAAUAAGUUGUUUACACAGCAUUGUUUGAAUUAGACUGCUGUCUUAAUCAGGUUAAUGUUCGAAUAUUGAUGCCCAUGUAAACAAAGUCAGUGUUUGCUUAGAAAUCUAUAUCGUGUGACCAUCUUACACAAAGGUAAACAGCAUUACUCACAGCUAAACCUUGAAAUGGAGUGAUGCGAAGUGAGUAAUGUAUUAUUAAGUAUGAUAUAGCAGCAGACCCAGCUGAUCAAAGUGGAGCAGACAGGUUGACUUAACUUGUUUGGAACAGCUUGGUUAAAGUGGGACUGAGGUUUCCACAGAUAUCUGUACACACUGUGGAAACUGUUUCAUGGUAAUGAAGGGUAACAAGUAAUUUAUAUCUGUGAUGAUUCCAUAUUUACUAAAAUAAUUCAAUGCAUAAUGAUUCCUAUAUAGUUUACAAUUAUCCAUCAUGAUUUGAUUGACAUACUGCACUUAUUGUAAUCACCGGACUCUAUGAAUAAUGAAUGCAUUUCCCAUGUGCUGUACUCUUAAAGUGUUACUUUACUGAUGUUGGCUAUUUGUUCUCAGUUGUUGUUGUUGCUUCUUGUGUGACCACUAGCACAAACUGCACAUGUGGAUAACACAGAUUCAGGGACAACAGCCUUAGUCAUAAAUGUAGACUAUACUCUAUUACUACAGCAUCAUUUAUAUCUAAUGAAUUGGUGCUUUUACUAUUGAGUGUACAUGUUAAAAAAAGUGCUGUGCUUUCAAUGCCUUUUAAAAAACAUUCUGCAUUCUAAAUAAACACAUUUUUUAUUUUCAA
Messenger RNA from Platichthys flesus (European flounder), 2415 nucleotides. RefSeq names its product C-type lectin domain family 4 member M-like. The record is from RefSeq and is a predicted model, not a curated record. Lineage: Eukaryota; Metazoa; Chordata; Actinopteri; Pleuronectiformes; Pleuronectidae. The coding region runs from base 144 to 1535 and encodes 463 amino acids. The transcript is spliced from 7 exons.